AUGGAGAAUCAUUUGAUGGAUGAAAAUAGGACAAUAUACCCUUUUCCCAUGGGUAUGCAUGUUCUAGUUGUUGACGAUGAUCAGUUUUGUCUUAAAGUGUUGGAGAACAUGCUUCGCAAAUGCGAGUAUCGUGUUACUACAACUACUCAAUCAACUGAGGCGCUAGAAAUGUUGAGGGAAAAUAGAAAUAAAUUUGACCUUAUUAUUACUAACGUAAAUAUGCCACACAUGGAUGGAUUUAAGCUCCUUGAGAUAGUGGGACUUGAAAUGGACAUACCAGUCAUCUUGUUGUCAGAAUACAGUGACAAAGAGCAAGUGAAGAAAGGUGUUAUACAUGGCGCAUGUGACUAUUUAAUUAAACCUCCUCGAAUUGAAGUGCUGCAGAACAUAUGGCAACAUGUGGUGCGAAGAAAGAUUAAUUGCAAGGAUCAGAAUAAGUCCCCAAAUGAGGAGAAAUCCUGCAAUAUAGACAGGGAAGGCAGUCAAGGCAUUUCAUUAGAAAAUAAUGUUGACCAUGAUAAAAUAUUGGGUCAAAAAAGGAAGGAACCAAGUGAGGAAGAAGAAGAAGAUGAAGAAGAUAAUGAAAAAGAGACUGUAGAAGCUUCAACUAAAAAGAGGCCUCGUUUAAAUUGGAAUACUAAUUUGCAUACAAAAUUUCUUGUUGCAGUUAAUCAAUUGGGCGUUAAUAAAGCUGUUCCUAAGAAAAUACUUCACUUGAUGAAUGUUGAAGGUCUUACAAGAGAAAAUAUUGCAAGCCAUCUACAGAAAUAUAGACUUGCCCUUAAGAAGGAAACUCAACAAGCUAGCACAAUUCUUGCAUUUGGUCGUAGUAAUCCUCACAUGCAGAUGAGUUCAAUAGAUACAUAUGGAGAUUUUAGCACAUCGUCUGUAUCAGGAAGAAUCUUAAACACUACACAACCUUUAAAUGCAUUGGGUGGAAAUUUCUGUAACCUGAACUCCCCAUCUGGCUUGAACUGGAGAGAAAUUAGUUCCUCUACGCUAAUCCAGCCUGUUCAGUCACAAAAUAUAAAUAGCUCCAUCAAAACACUUGGAAACAUCCAGUUGCCCAAGUUUUCUACAAAUCAAAGCUCAAGUUUAUCACAUGGCAUUCCGAAAUCAAAUGAGCUUAACCAAUUCAAGCAGUGCAACUGUACAACUAGUAUUAGGCAAUUUAAUCCAAUUAGUGGGUUAAGUGAAUUUAUGGGUUCAUCUGACUUUCAUGACAACUCUUCUCCUUCUGGUGAGGUUUUAUACAAUGAUAAACAACCUCAUAAUAGCUUGAAUUUUUCCUCCUCGGCUUAUCAUACAGACAACAAUCUAGUUGAUUUUUCUUCCACAAGUGAUGUUGCAAUUCCUUUGGAGGAUGCUAAAAGAAGGAAGCUGCAUUGCCAAUUGAAUGAGGACCCUAGUUCAUUGGGGCAUAGUUUAGACCAAAAUAAUACAGUUUGCAGCAAGAGAAUUAAUGCAUCAUUGGUUGUCCAAUCGAAUGAGGCUACUCCAUUAAUCACUCAUUCUGCAGAAGUUGAGAAAUUCUAUUUUGAGGAAAGAAUAAUGUCAAAUGAUGCCUACAUUUCGCAGCGAACAAUGCCCCAAGAAGAACCUGUUGAGGAGGAUAUUUUUGGGUCUUUGGAUGAUAUAAAUAAUGGUAGGAUCUAA
This is a messenger RNA of Gastrolobium bilobum, 1656 nucleotides long. Its product is annotated as two-component response regulator ORR24-like. The record is from RefSeq and is a predicted model, not a curated record. Bases 1 to 1656 code for a protein of 551 amino acids. The transcript has 5 exons. Gene Ontology annotation, molecular function: DNA binding; DNA-binding transcription factor activity. Gene Ontology annotation, biological process: cytokinin-activated signaling pathway; phosphorelay signal transduction system. NCBI's taxonomy places the organism in Eukaryota, Viridiplantae, Streptophyta, Magnoliopsida, Fabales, Fabaceae.